Messenger RNA from Zingiber officinale, 3344 nucleotides. Its product is annotated as pentatricopeptide repeat-containing protein At1g56690, mitochondrial-like. The record is from RefSeq and is a predicted model, not a curated record. The transcript is spliced from 2 exons. The coding region runs from base 42 to 2156 and encodes 704 amino acids. Gene Ontology annotation, biological process: RNA modification. NCBI's taxonomy places the organism in Eukaryota, Viridiplantae, Streptophyta, Magnoliopsida, Zingiberales, Zingiberaceae. Gene Ontology annotation, molecular function: zinc ion binding; protein binding; RNA binding.
UUACAACUGCGAAUGAAAAUUUCAUAUUCUACGCGGUACUCAUGCGGUUCCCGCCGCUGCGCCUCCGCGCCACCGCCACUCCGGCGAUCCUUCGUUCUAACUCCCUCAUCCACCGCUAUGGCCGCCUCGGGCGCAUCGAGGAGGCUGAGAAAGUCUUCCACGCUAUGCCGGAGCGCGACGUUGUUUCCUUCAAUUCCCUCAUCGCUUCCUACUUCCUCAACCACCAGCCGCUCCUUGCACGCCACCUGUUCGACCGAAUGCCCCUGCGGGACACCAGCUCGUACAACGCUAUGCUCUCCGGUAUUCUCCGUUCUCGCGGAUGCCUCCCGAAGGCUCGCGCCUUCUUCGACUCCAUCCCCCACCCCAACGUUGUCUCGUGGACCACCAUGGUUCGCGGUUACAUCCAGCACGGGCGGGUCGCUGAGGCGGAGGAGCUCUUUCUCUGCAUGCCCGAACGCAGUGUCGUGUCUUGGACCGUCAUGCUUGGCGGUCUCAUUCAGGACGACCGUAUCGACGACGCUAGGAGGCUCUUUGACCAGAUGCCAGAGAAGGACGUCGUCGCCUGGACGGCAAUGAUAUCAGGUUAUUGCACGGUUGGUCGCACCACUGACGCCAGGGAGCUGUUCGACAACAUGCCAAAGAGGAAUGUCAUAUCCUGGACAGCCAUGAUCUCUGGGUAUGCCCAGAACCUUCAGCUCGAUCUCGCUCGGAAGCUGUUCGAAGUAAUGCCUGAGAGGAAUGACGUCACUUGGACAGCAAUAAUCACUGGAUAUGCUCAGUCUAACCGUGUUAAAGAGGCAGCCACACUUUUUCAAGUGAUGCCAGAGAAAUCAGUGGUCGCCUGCAAUGCUAUGAUUCUUGGGUUUGGGCAGCAUGGGAUGGUGAGGGAAGCAAAAAAGGUUUUUGAUGAGAUGGUAGAGCGUGAUGAUGGGGCAUGGAGUGCCAUUGUCAAGAUAUUCGAACAAAAUGGACUCCAAGUGGAAGCUCUUGCCUACUUCCGUUGCAUGCAAAUGAAUGGGAUUCGACCAAAUUUUGCUUCGAUUGUUAGUGUACUCGUUGUUUGUUCCAGCCUAGCAAUUCUUAACUUGGGAAGGGAGGUUCAUGCGGCGUUAGUGAGGUCUCAUUUUAGUGAAGAUGUCUUCAUUGUCUCGGCUUUACUAACCAUGUAUGUGAAAUGUGGUGAGCUUGACAAAGCCAAGAUAGUAUUUGAUAACUUUGACAGAAAGGAUGUUGUCAUGUGGAAUUCCAUGAUCACUGCAUAUGCCCAACAUGGUCUAGGGGAGAAAGCUUUGAGUGUAUUUGAUGAUAUGAGAGUUGUGGGCAUGGUGCCAGAUGAGAUAACGUACAUAGGGGUCCUGUUGGCUUGUAGUUAUGCAGGAAAGGUUAAAGAAGGGCAAGAAAUUUUCCAGUCCAUGAGUUCUGAGCAUUUAGUGGAACUAAGAAUUGAGCAUUAUUCAUGCAUGAUUGAUCUGCUUGGUCGAUCAGGACGUGUCAUUGAAGCAGUGAAUCUGAUCAAGGAGAUGCCGAUGGAAGCUGAUGCUGUUGUCUGGGGUGCUCUUUUAGGUGCAUGUCGGACGCACAGGAAUGCAGAAAUUGCUGAGGUUGCUGCCAAGAAGCUUGUACAUUUAGAGCCUGGUAAUGCCGGUCACUAUGUUUUGCUAUCCAACAUUUAUGCUUCAAGUGGGAGAUGGGAAGAUGUUGCAGACUUGAGGAAGGUGAUGAGCUCAAGGAAUGUGAGCAAGUCCCCCGGUUGUAGCUGGAUAGAGUUCAACAAGAAAAUGCAUAUGUUCACUUCAGGUGAUGUUUCAGCAGAUCCUGAGUAUGCUGCUAUAAUGAACAAGUUGGAGCAUUUAGACGCAGAGAUGAAAACGGCAGGGUACUCCCCAGAUGGUGCUUUCGCCCUCCAUGAUGUUGACGAAGAGGAAAAAGCUCAUAACUUAAGGUACCACAGUGAGAGGCUGGCAGUGGCAUUUGGAAUACUGAAGAUUCCAGAAGGAUUGCCAAUCCGUGUUAUGAAGAACCUCCGGGUAUGUGGGGAUUGCCAUUCAGCAAUCAAGUUGAUAGCGAAAAUCACAGGGCGCACAAUCAUUUUAAGAGAUACCAACAGAUUCCACCAUUUCCAGGAUGGAUUUUGUUCUUGCAGGGAUUAUUGGUGAAUUCCAGUCUCCUUGUGAUCACUUCCCACAAGAUACCAAGUACAGGUUUCUGAUGCGGUGAAGACAACUCAUACAGGUUAUCCUUCAUUCUUCGGACACCUUAGACCGGUUUCUCCUGUACUAUUUUUAUUCAAGAAUGAAGCUGCUGCUGGUGUUAAGUGAGAACACAAGGAAUGGAAACAUGAAAUGGUAUUUAAAGCAGCCAGUUUACAACUACAAAAACAACAAACAAAGUGUGAGUUUCUAGACUUCCAACAAAAUAGACCUUCAAAAUUCUAUGCCUGAUUAUUUAUUUUUCAUCAUACAAACUUGUGUUUCUGGUUAGUUAUUAGCAUGAAAAAGAGGAAAUGACUCUAUUUAUCACAUUUGAUUACGAGUGUGCCAAAAGGAUUUAUGUUUAUACACGUUGGAAUUAUCUUUUUGGUCAUGGCCUUGUAUAGCAGCGUGGGAGCUACAUAAGCAAACAAACUUGGACUUCAGAGGAAUCAGCAAUCUAAUGGGACCAACAAGAAGAUGACUACCAUCUUUGACUCACUUUAGGCUGUGGGUUUCAUAGCCUCUUCAGAAACUAUACCUGUACCUAGCAGAGAGUGUAACAAAUGAUUCAGCGACUGUUCAUGAAAUGGACUAAGAAGCUUAACUCGUGAGGUUUGCUUACUGAAUAGUUGUGCAAUCAGGAUCCUGAUAAACUUUUAUGCCCAAAGUGUUUGAGGUUUGAGACUGUAAGUAUACGACUAAGCAAUGCAAUCUAAUGAAAAUAAUUUGCCUCUUUGUUCUCCAAACUAAUAGCCAGUUAUCUAUGCAAAUGCCUACUCUAUAGAACAUCUAAAUUCUGAUCACUCUAAGCUUCUUUAGUAAUGGAUUGGCUCCAACUAGAGAGUGAUAAGAAUUGGGUCUCAAGCUGAAUCAAUAGCAACUGUACAAGGAUAGUAGUCUAUGGUUUAAAAGCUGGGGCCAUUCAUUCUGUUCGUUUUGAUCAAAAUCCUCAGAAUUAAGUUUCUCAGUUAGAUUUAUCUUGCUUCCACCAGUUUUUCUCUUGAUUUAUUCCACAGAUUAAAUUUGCUCGACUGACGCCAUUAAACUCGUAUAUUAGUACUCUAAUGAUAUUCUUCGAGUAUUCUAACUUUUUUUCCCCUCCCUUAUUGCAGAUGAAAACCGGAUCAAAUGGUGUUCAAGCAUCAAAUGGAG